ACCAGAACAGCAGCAAGGAUUGCCAUGGCAACCGUAUGGAUAACAGGAAUGGGUUACAAAAGCUUUGAAAUCUGGAGUACAGAAAUGAAAGGGACAGUGUGUUCUGUAUGGACGAAAUGGCCAAGCUUGAACUUUCAACGUGUUUUUGGCAGCAUCAACAUAUUCAUUGAGUUCAUCAUUCCGAUUUGUCUUAUGGCUUGUUGCUACGGUCGCAUCGCUUAUGUCAUAAACAAAGAAUCAAAUAUGAAUGCCACUGGGUUGAGGAAUCGAAACAUGCGAAAAGCCCGAACUAACGUCAUAAAAACGUUACUCCUCGUCUCGAUAUGUUUCUUUCUAUGCUGGGUAUGGAACAGCAUUAAUUUCCUCUUGUACAACAUUGGCUACGCAGGGAGUAAUUUUACAAGUACAUUAUACCAAUGCACAGUUGUCGUCAAAUUUGCGAAUUGUUGCAUCAACCCAUUCAUAUAUGUCAUCAGUUAUAAUGUUUUUAAGAAUGAGAUCAAACAAUUGUUCUCGUGCGGGGAGACUGAUCUGGAUUUAGUUGGAAAUGGAACUUGGUCUGGAAAUAAGUCACUGUCUCGUACUCAAUCAGACGAGGCAAUACUCAACGAUCAUUCACUGAGGCCUAGGUCUACAAUUAAGAGUAACCUCACGGAUAAGUCAGAAAAAAAUAAAGAGACAAAAUGUAACAGUGCCAUAUCACGUAGUGACAAGACAGACAAUAUGUCACACAUAUGUCACAGUGAGAAAAACACAAAAAAUGAUGGAAAGACUAUUCAUAAAGUGUAUGAUAGUGACAAGAAAACAAACAGAAUGUUUCAUAGUGACAGAAGUGCUCAUAUUAAAAUAUUGCAAAGUGACAGGUGCUCUAAUGGCAAAGUGUAUCUCAGUGACAAGAAAAAAAAUAAGAGCCAAAAACUUCAUAAUGACAAGAACCAUAAUGACAAAGCACAUGGACAUGACAGCAAAAUAUUUCACAUUGACAAUGGUCAUGUCAACCUUGAUGAACAGAUAAUCUUAAAUGAUGAGGAUAUAAUAACACAUUUAUAAUGUCCUAGGCCCUUAUUAUGCUAUCUGUUUAGCAAAAUUUUUUCUUAUAAAAUGACAAUGUGAGACUACUUUUUCUUCUGCUCAUUGUGCAAAAAGAAUCAUUAAAACAAAUUGUGAUGACCUUACCAACCAAUCAGCACUAAACAGACAAGACAGGUAAUAUGUUAGGACCUCGUACACAAAAUGGUUCACUACCCUGAUUCAAAGAUAGUAAUGUACCAUUAAAAGCUUUGAGUAAGGUUCCCCAUGCGGGUCGCAGGAAGAGGUGAGGAUUUUGACAAAAAUAGUUGGUCAAAUUCCCUUUCCUAGGAGUAACCUAGUAAAUCCAUCCCUCCCUUGAUGCAAUGAUUGCUCGUCAAAGGUUAUCAGAAAUUCUAAAAUCCCUACUCGCAGGACAAGGUACCCCAUUAUUCAUUGUCAAAUUCUCACCCCCGGGAUAUUAUUAUCCUGACACCCCUGCAUAAAGUUGUCUCAUGUAAAUCUUUAAAUGAGGCAUCAAAGUUGUAUAGAAUUUUAAAAAUAUAUUUUAAGGUUUUUGUAUAAAUUA
Messenger RNA from Owenia fusiformis, 1597 nucleotides. NCBI's taxonomy places the organism in Eukaryota, Metazoa, Annelida, Polychaeta, Sabellida, Oweniidae. The record is from the annotation of a GenBank genome assembly.